Quercus lobata is the source of this 2961-nucleotide messenger RNA. RefSeq names its product DNA mismatch repair protein MutS, type 2. Gene Ontology annotation, biological process: negative regulation of DNA recombination; mismatch repair. Gene Ontology annotation, molecular function: ATP binding; mismatched DNA binding; endonuclease activity. Lineage: Eukaryota; Viridiplantae; Streptophyta; Magnoliopsida; Fagales; Fagaceae. The record is from RefSeq and is a predicted model, not a curated record. The transcript is spliced from 5 exons. Bases 102 to 2846 code for a protein of 914 amino acids.
UUCAAAAGGAUAAGAUUCAAAAAAUGCAAAUGUAAGUAAAAUUUCUCUCACGCCGACUCGACCCAAACUCAAUCCCAACGCACCGAGUCAACUCGUUCCCCAUGCAACUCACCAAUCUCCUAUUCACCUCCGUCGCCCACAAAGCCCCUCCAGUUCUCUUCCCCAAAGUGAAAGCGCUCAAUUCCAACUCGCCCGAGUCACUCACUCUCUCCCAGACCCUCCAAUCCGAAACCCUCGAAACCCUAGAAUGGCCCUCACUCUGCAAACAACUCUCAUCGUUCACGUCCACCACCAUGGGAUUCUCGGCCGCGCAGAAAGCCAAGAUCCCCUUGGGCCAAACCCCGGAGGAGAGCCACAAGCUUCUCGAUCAGACGGCGGCGGCAGCGUCGGCGAUGAUGGAUUCUCCACCAUUGGAUUUCUCGGGAAUCGAGGACGUCUCGGGGAUUUUGAACUCGGCUGUUUCGCGCGAGUUGCUCUCGAUUUCGGAGCUCUGCGCGAUUCGGCGAACGCUCCGAGCCGCGAAGCUCUUGUUCGAGAAGGUGAAACAGUUGGUUAAUACCGGAGAUUGCUCUGAAACUGAAAGGUACUUGCCUCUGCUUGAAAUACUUAAGCACUGCAAUUUCCAAGUGGAGUUAGAGCAUAAAAUAGGAUUUUGCAUUGAUUGCAAUUUGUUAAUAAUCCUUGAUAGAGCUAGUGAAGAUUUGGAGAUCAUUAGGUCAGAAAGGAAGAGGAACUCGGAAAGUUUGGAUUCUUUGUUGAAGGGAGUGUCAUCUCAGAUUUUUCAGGCUGGGGCAAUUGACAGACCUCUCAUAACCAAGCGUCGGUCUAGAAUGUGUGUUGGUAUUAGGGCUUCCCACCGACAUCUACUUCCAGAUGGUGUAAUAUUAAAUGUUAGUGGUUCUGGUGCAACAUACUUUAUGGAACCCAAAGAAGCUAUAGAGUUGAACAACAUGGAAGUGAAGCUUUCAAACUCUGAGAAAGCUGAGGAGAUAGCAAUUUUGAGCUUACUUACAUCUGAAAUAGCGGAAUCAGAAAUAGAGAUAAGGUAUUUGUUGGAUAGAAUUUUAGAAGUUGAUCUUGCUUUUGCAAGGGCUGCCUAUGCUCAGUGGAUGAAUGGGGUCUGUCCAAUUAUCACUUCACAGGGUUGUGAGGCAAUAAAUUUUAGUGAAGAAGAAGAUUGUGCUCUGUCAGUAGAUAUUGAUGGUAUACAACAUCCUCUGCUCCUUGAAUCCUCUCUGAGAAGUUCUUCAGAUGUCAUCACAUCCAACUCUGGCAAUUCAGUUCACUUGGGUGAUGGAAAUGGCACAAUGACUUCUUUAAGUAUGUUAAGAGGUGCAUCUGCUUAUCCUGUGCCAAUAGACAUUAAAAUUAAAUGUGGAACCAGGGUGGUUGUGAUAUCAGGGCCAAAUACAGGAGGGAAAACUGCUUCCAUGAAAACCUUAGGUGUGGCAUCUCUUAUGUCAAAGGCUGGCAUGUUUUUACCUGCUAAGAACCGCCCACAAAUUCCAUGGUUCGAUCUUGUUCUAGCUGAUAUUGGAGAUCACCAGUCUUUGGAACAAAGUCUCUCAACUUUUAGUGGUCACAUAACACGGAUCUGUAACAUCUUAGAAGUGGCCUCAAGAGAAUCACUUGUCCUCAUUGAUGAAAUUGGUAGUGGAACAGAUCCUUCAGAAGGUGUGGCCCUUUCCACCAGCAUCUUGCAGUAUCUCAAAGACUGUGUUAACUUGGCCGUUGUGACCACUCACUAUGCGGAUUUGAGUCUCCUGAAAGAAAAGGAUAGUCAGUUCGAGAAUGCAGCCAUGGAAUUUUCACUAGAAACCUUACAACCUACUUAUCAGGUCCUCUGGGGAAGCACUGGGAAUUCAAAUGCCUUGAGUAUUGCUAAAUCAAUUGGUUUUGAUCUAAAUAUAAUUGAACGUGCACAACAAUGGGUGGAACAAUUAAAGCCUGAAAAUCAGCAAGAGCGGAAAGGUUUGUUAUAUCAAUCACUAGUAGAGGAAAGAAACAGAUUAGAAGCUCAGGCCAGAAGAGCUGGAUCUCUUCACGCAGAAAUUUUGGAUCUGUAUCAUGAGAUCCAAAAUGAAGCAGAGGAUCUUGGUGGGCGUGAGACAGCUCUUAGGGUGAAGGAAACCCAACAGGUCCAGCAAGAAUUAAAGACUGCAAAAUCUCAGCUGGAUGUUGUGAUACAGGAGUUUGAAAAUGGACUCAGAAUUGCCAGUGCUGAUCAGUUUAAUUCACUGAUCAAGAAAUCAGAAUCAGAAAUUGCCUCUAUAGUUGAAGCUCACUGUCCUCGUGAUGCUUAUUCUGUCAAUGAUACAGAUUCCAAAUCUUAUACACCUCAAAUUGGAGAGCAAGUCCAGGUGACGGGAUUGGGACGUAAGUUAGCUACUGUGGUUGAAGCACCUGAAGAUGAUGAAACUGUCCUAGUACAACAUGGUCAAAUAAAGGUCCGCGUAAAGAAAAGCAACAUCAGAUCUAUUGCAAGUAGCGAAAGGAAUACUGAAACUAGAUAUGCCCCACGUUUGAGAAGGCAGGGUCAGCAGAGCAAAAAGCUCCAGGCUCUUCCAGAGCCAAAAAAGGGCGAGGAGGUUUCAUAUGGCCCAUUGGUGCAGACAUCAAAGAACACAGUGGAUUUACGUGGUAAACGAGUGGAAGAAGCUUCGUACCACCUCGAAAUGGCCAUCUCUGCAAGUGGACCAUAUUCGGUUCUAUUUGUCAUACAUGGGAUGGGCACUGGGGCUGUUAAGGAGCGUGCACUUGAGAUAUUAAACAAUCAUCCACGUAUAGUCAAGUAUGAACAAGAAAGUCCAAUGAAUUAUGGAUGUACAGUUGCUUAUAUUAAGUGAAACCUCAGUUGCUUGGUCCAAUGAAGUAUGUCAUACUUGUGACCAGUUUUGAAUUGUAUAUAUACAUGGGUUGAAUGACUCACAGUCAGUAAUCAUAGUUCAUUGAGUUUGAUUC